This is a messenger RNA of Labrus mixtus (cuckoo wrasse), 2295 nucleotides long. It is a transcript of the gene ptprjb.2, whose product is annotated as zic family member 2 (odd-paired homolog, Drosophila), a. Gene Ontology annotation, molecular function: RNA polymerase II cis-regulatory region sequence-specific DNA binding; DNA-binding transcription factor activity, RNA polymerase II-specific. Gene Ontology annotation, biological process: regulation of transcription by RNA polymerase II; central nervous system development. The coding region runs from base 123 to 1454 and encodes 443 amino acids. The record is from RefSeq and is a predicted model, not a curated record. Lineage: Eukaryota; Metazoa; Chordata; Actinopteri; Labriformes; Labridae. Gene Ontology annotation, cellular component: nucleus. The transcript is spliced from 3 exons.
CCCGUCUGAUAUGGUGUUUCCAAGGCUGGAAGUUGAAUCGUUGCCCACCAGCAUCAACGUUUGAUUUUGAACUUAUUAGCUGCAUCUGAUUUAUAGCUAACAGUAUCACCCUAACUGACAUUAUGUUACUGGACGCUGGUCACCAGUUCCCCGGACUGGGAGUGGGGUCCUUCGCCAGGCAUCACUCAGCGAGCGAGAUGCAGGACAGAGACUUGAGUUUGGCACAAAACAGCUUUGUGGACUCCGCACACAUGGGUGCGUUUAAGCUCAACCAUGAUCUCUCCCCGGGACAGAGCUCUGCCUUCACCACACAGGCGCCGGGCUACCCUGCUGCGGCUCUUGGGGCUCACGCCGCCCAUGUCACGUCGUACGCGAGCUCUCCUUUUAACUCCACCAGGGACUUUCUCUUUCGCAGUCGUGGCUUCGGAGAAUCCUCUCCGGCGAGCGGCCAACAUACUAUUUUUGGCCCCACGGCGGGAUCCCUUCAUCACUCCCACACAGACACGCAAGGCCACAUUUUGUUCCCGGGGAUCCACGAGCAGCACGGCUCCCACGGUUCCCCCAAUGUCCUGAACGGCCAAAUGAGGCUCGGACUACCGGGAGAAGUUUUCGGACGCUCCGACCAGUACCACCAGGUCUCCAGUCCGAGGACCGACCCCUACUCGGCGGCGCAGCUGCACAAUCAAUACGGCUCCAUGAAUAUGAACAUGGGUAUGAACAUGGCAGCCCAUCACCACCCCGGUGCCUUUUUCCGCUACAUGAGGCAACAGUGCAUCAAGCAGGAGCUCAUCUGCAAGUGGAUCGACCCCGAGCAGCUCAGCAACCCCAAAAAGAGCUGCAACAAAACUUUUAGCACCAUGCACGAGUUGGUCACGCACGUCUCCGUGGAGCACGUCGGCGGACCGGAGCAGACCAACCACGUCUGCUUCUGGGAGGACUGCGCCCGGGAGAGCAAACCGUUCAAGGCGAAAUACAAACUGGUGAACCACAUUCGGGUGCACACCGGAGAGAAGCCUUUCCCGUGCCCGUUCCCCGGCUGCGGGAAGGUGUUCGCACGGUCAGAGAACUUGAAGAUCCACAAAAGAACACACACAGGAGAGAAGCCGUUCCAGUGUGAGUUUGAAGGCUGCGACAGAAGGUUUGCAAACAGCAGCGACCGAAAGAAACACAUGCACGUGCACACGUCGGACAAGCCUUAUCUGUGCAAAAUGUGCGACAAGUCCUACACACACCCCAGCUCCCUACGGAAACACAUGAAGGUCCAUGAAGCGUCCCCACCAGCAUCAGACUCCUCACCAGCAGCCAGCUCCGGGUAUGAGUCCUCCACACCCCCGGGCCUGGUGUCUCCCACCACCGAGACCCAAAGCAACACCACCAUGUCCCCCGCCUCAGCUGUGCACAACACCACCAGCCACAGUGGCCUAUCCUCCAAUUUCAGUGAAUGGUAUGUGUAGGACUGAGCUGAAACGAAGCCACACACACUCUCAUUUCACAGCACUGGGACCAUCCAGCAGGAGAUGUUUAUUUGGGGGACAGGAGGCACACAAACAUUUUUUGUUUUUUGGUUGAUUUUUGACUCACCAGGGAGGAAGGCGAUUACCAACAGAGGAGAAUAUGUAUAAUAGCGAGGAGUGUUUCAUAUUGUAAAUAAUUCCUAAAAAGCCCACAUUCCCAUUGGUUGUGAUAGUUUGUCAGUCUUUGGUGUAUAGAUGUUCCUUCAAUGGUAGCUAUUUCUCUAACUGGACUCUUAGGGCACAUAUUACGCUGAAAUUGUACUAUAAUGUUGAAUAUUGUGAUCCUAAGGCAAACUGAUUGUACUAUACUAAACAUCUAUAAACUGGAAAGAGUGCCAAAGUUAACAUUUAACUCCAACACACCACAAUAUUAUGCUUGUGAAUGUAUAUUUUUUAGUUUGCCGGGCUUAACUUGUGAUGUUUUUGUGCUUUGCAAGUUUGAAUUGUGAAAUACUAUCUGGAAGAUUGUGAGGAAAAUAAACAUUGUGCCGUUGGAUUUUUUUUUUUUUUUUUCUGUAACUACACCCUUCUUUCUUUUUUUUUUGUAAAUAUCAACUGCCAUAUUUAUCCAUUUGUAAUUAAAUUAUGGUAUUUACUUGCUACAGAUGAAACAGUAUUUAUAAAGAAUGUUUCUUUACUAUAAAUAUGUACAAUGACGAGCUAAACAUGGGCAGUUGUUUCGUUCUGUGCUUUUGUUCAAAGUUUUAAGAGGUGUUUUCUUCUUUAUUGUGAUAAGAAUUUUACUGCAUACAAAUAUAAUAAAAGGUGUUGCAAGUGCUAA